Molecule: messenger RNA, 11701 nt
Organism: Pectinophora gossypiella (pink bollworm)
Lineage: Eukaryota; Metazoa; Arthropoda; Insecta; Lepidoptera; Gelechiidae
Product: bromodomain adjacent to zinc finger domain protein 2B-like
Exons: 55
Coding region: 414-8186 (2590 amino acids)
Molecular function (GO): DNA binding; protein binding
Source: RefSeq, a predicted model, not a curated record
CACUAGUCUUUGUGCGCGACAAUUAUCAUUCUGAUCGAUUCGGCCGGCGCGGGGUAGCUCGCUUGCCCGUUUUAUAUCUUUUGUUGUUUUGUAACGAAUCAAUAUUAGCGGCUGGACGUCCCGGCGAUUCGUUUUCAAUCGCGUACCUACAGCGUUAUUAUUCUUAAUCGAGUGUUUCAACGUGUAAACUCUCAAUCUGUGUACGGAUUAGGUGUUUUAUCGUAUUCGUGUUGUAAUACAGAAACGCUGUGCGAAAGUUAAGUAGGUUAACGCUGCAUUGUGUGAAUUUUAUAAGAUCUGCCGGAUGAUGUUCUGUGAUAGUGUGUGUGAUGUGUAGUGAGUGUGUAGUGAUGGCGGCGUGUGGACAUCCAAGAUCCUGGCUUCUGAAUGCAAACUAACAUUCAAGACGUGGUAUGGAAAAGGAGAAUGGCGACGGGGGCGACGCGGCGGCGAAACCCCCGCCGGACGGGCUGCUGGACGCCGCCGGGCUCUUCGGAGCAUACUGGGGCCGCGACGGGUCCGGCGGCGGCGGCGCGGCUGCGCAGGCGGCGGCGCAAGCGGCUCUAUUCGGGUUCGGCGGGCGGUACCCGCCACCCAACACACUGGGAGUCGCCGCCAACCAGGCCGCCUCGCUGCCCUUGCACCCUGCUGCCAGCGCAGCGUGGUGGUCGAUGGCGUCUCAUCUAGCGGCGCAGGAUUACCUGGCGCGGCUGCAGGCGUCGGGGCUGAGCUUCCCCCCUCUCAACGACCCCUACUCCGCUCUCUCCGCCCUCUCCUCCUCGCAGAUCAAACAGCCGAAGGGGAAACAGCCUUCUAGAACCGACAGAUCAGGCCACAGGGACUGGACAGAGAAAAGCAGGUCUGGUCGUCCGUCCAGCACGUCGUCCAGCGCCUCCAAGGAGAAGGCGCCUUCAGUCAGCAGCUCCAACUCCCAAUCCAGCAGUAUGAGAUCAUCGUACGGCUUCCCGAAGACCUCAUCACCCUCCACCAUGCACGCGCAGUCCUCUCUAUCAAGCCUGGCGUCCCUCAACAGCCUCGUGUCAUCUCCUCAUCAGAGCAAGCCUUCCAACAAGCAGCAGCAACAGCAGAGUUCUCGCAAGCCAUCAUCACAGAAGGGCUCGGACCGCGACCUGGCCAUGUUAAGGGGAGACCUCAUGUUGGCCCAGGCAGCGCACGGGGCGUACCACGCUGCGGUGACCGCUGCUAAGGGAAAGAACAUGUCUCCUCUGUACCCGUUCGGGCUGCCGGGCUCGGAAAAAGACCGACAUGGGAUCGACUCCUUGACUGGGCUGCCACACACCAUCCUUAGUGACCCAUCAUCAGUCCUCGGCGGGGUCCGCCUGCCUCCAGACACGGAGAUCAUCAAGUACACCAGCUCGCUAGUGGGCGGACUCUGCGGCACCGGCGGCUCAGGGCGGGGGCGCAAGAAGACCGUCUCCCUGGAGCCACCACAGGUCUCCGUGCAUCCCGCUCAGCAGAAGACCAGGCCUGAUACCACACAUAAGACGGAUGAGUAUGGCAACUCUAGGUCUUCCGUAGAGGUGAUCCGACUACCUAGUAAGUCAGACGGCCGGCCCGGAUCCAACUCCGUGUCGGGCACGCCGCCACCCAACUUGUCGGAUUACGCAGGUAUAUCUCGGGAGCUGUUACAGACUAUAGCCAGUCAGAGUGGCGUCAGCUUAGCUGCCCUGGAGAGACAGCUGGCUGGGACAACUGCGGCCGCAGGUCAGUUUCCUCCGUCACCACACCCCGGACAGUCCAUACAAAAAGCUCGUAAGGAUGCAGGCCUCAACCUGAGUACGAAGGCGUCGGCCCGCGAGGACGCCGCCGCGGAGCCCGCUAAGAGCACCUCCAGCAACGAUGAUGACGCCCCGCUCAACCUCUCACUCAAACCUAGCCCGCCGAGCACACAAGCAUCAGACGCGUUAUCAAGGCUCACGUCUCUCAGCAGCUCGCUCAGCGCAUCCAGUGCCAACGACCGGAUAUCUCGAAGAAAACCCGGCGCUAAGCCCCGGAGAGUGGCCCCUGAGAUAAACUCCUCCGGAGACUCGCCCCGACCCAAGUCAAGUGGCAGCGAGGACAGUGAAACAGUGGGCUGGCCCACGCGCGAAGCACGGCCCCGCAAUCUGGGCCGCGGCGUCAGCAAGCCCAAGAAGAACACCGUGGCCUCGCUGCUGGCCCAAUCCAGAGCCCUAGGCCUCCGCCCCGCGCUCGCGCAACAGCUGCUCGCUGAGACUGAUUUGGAGAAACUAAAGGCACUCCUAGGUGAGACGGCGAGCACGGACUCCGAAUGUCCGUCGGACAGCUGUCCGUCCGACUCGGACGCGUCCGACCCCGGACGGCGACCCAACGACGCGCAGCUGAGGCUGCCGCUGGCACUGGGCUGGAAGCGCGUGACGGUAAUCAAAGGUCUGUCGCGCAGCUGCAGCAUCAAGGGCGACGUCACGUACACGCCGCCCGAGCCGCACGCGCACGUCAAGAUCAAGUCGGCGCAGGAGUUGCACGCGUUCGGGGAGGCGCACCCGCUGGGCCCGUUGUCGGCGGACAACUUCAGCUGGAGCGCCCGCACGCUGCUGGGGGAGUACGUGCAGCCCGCGCCCGACGGCGCCGACCACGUGCUAUCCGAGGCUGAGAUCACGAAGAGGCUAGAAGAAGCCAGAGCAUUGGCAGCUAUCACCGGGCCAAGACCCACGCCACCGCCAGUAGACCGACGGAUAGAACUAGCGAGGAGACAACAAGCCGCGAGAGACGCCAGAAGAGACGCCAGUGCCAGAUCUAGAGACCAGUUCUCUUCGCAGGCCCGUCUAGUCAGAGAAAUGGAGCGGUCGGAGAAGGCUGAGCUGGCUAAGAGGGAGAAGGAAGCGAGGAGCCAGCAGCUGCUGGAGCAUAUCAACAAGAAUAGAACACAACUGACCAUCGAACCUUUGCCAUCGGUACCGAAAUCCGGUCCUGACAAUGAGUGGAAAGUGCCGGAGAUAGUCGUGGGACCUGCCCUUAAAACCAGCAAGGACAGAGUCAUACCUCCGAUAAGCUUGUCGCUAAUACCGGUACCAAACGACGGCACGAAAUCUCCGAUAAAAAACCCAGUUCUUUACCAAACUAGCUUCAGAGAGGAAGAGUACAAUGCCUUGGAUAAAAUGAAAGAUUUCGCCGAGAAAGCGGCCUUCGAUCUCCCGAAAAGAACGAAAGAAAAACAAUUCGACUUCACACUCAUGAAGUCCGACAAAAAGGGCAAAGACAAGGACAAUAACCUUGAGAAACUCAUAGAGUCUUACUCAAGGAUAUCGGAGUUCAUAAACGGCUGCGAUUGGUCGAAAUUACAGGCUGACAAAAAGUCGGAAGACCCGAAAGCGUUGGAGCAAAAGUACUUAGAUGCGAAAAACGAAUUUAUGACGAAAAACUUGAUGUUGUUGCCCAAGGAGAACCAGCAGUCAGUCCUGAAAGAAGUCAUAGACUUGAGCGAGGAUGACGAUAACAUUUUAUCCGAUAUAAUAAACAAGAAAAUUAAACAAGGCACGUUUAACCUUGGGAAGGACGGAGCCCUGUCGAUAUCUGUCCACCAUUUCAAGGACAAUGUAAACAUGGCUAAGAGAAAAAAACAAGAAGAAAUUGAGAAGCAGAAGAUAGAAGACCAAGCUAAAAGGCAACAGGAAAGAGAACUUAAGAGACAACAGGCUAUUCUACUUAAAGAACAGCAAAAGUAUAUAACGGAGGAACGUGAAAGGAGAAGACAGCAUACAACCUUCAUCCGACAACUGGACGCCAGGAGAAGAUGGGAAGAAAGGGAGAGAAGAAAACACCAGAACCUUCUAGACCGACUGCUGGCAAAAGAAAAGAAGCUGCAGUCGAGAAGAAAAGAGAUGGAGUUAUUGUCAGAAUUGAGGAGACCACAAGAAGACUCGUCCCUCUCGGAACAGAAGCCGCUGCCGGCGUUAAGCCGCAUCCCAGGACUCAAACUGCCCGGGCAGGCCUUCGCGGACUUACUCCAAGUCUACGAGUUCAUACACAACUUUGGACAGACUCUGGGCUUCGACAUGGAGUCCUUGCCUACCCUGAACACGUUCCAGCUGGCUCUGCUGCCGGACUGCAGCCUCGAGGCUGAGGAGGAGCUGGUGCAGGUCCUCACUCAGCUGCUUGUCUGUGCUAUUGAGGACCCGGGCAUCCCGCACCCGGGCCGACACACCACCCUACUGGGCCACGCCAUCCGGAUGGGAGACAUCACGCCCGUGAACCUGAGCGAGGUGCUCAGGAUAUAUCUGUACGCGAACGCCACUGGAGAAGUCAAGGCUUUGACUGGGUUAACAGCGGAAAGAGAAAGGGAGAGAAGAGUGGCGGACCAUCACCAGACGGAAGCGGAAAUGCAACACACACAGGCGAAUUCAAAAAACGCCGCAUAUUACGAACACUUGCAUAACAACUCGACAUACAAAUUAUCAGAGGCCCUCCGAGACAAACCGUUCCUGGCACUAAACGCAACGACGAAAGCGAAGAUUCUAGCGUUCCUGUGCGACGAACUCUUGCAGAACAAGUCAGUCUUGCGACAGAUUGACGCGUCACUCGACCACCUCAACCAGCUCAAGAAGGAGCGGUAUCUGCUUGACAUGAAGAUCAGGAAGGUCCGCGUGCUCCAUCAACGCAAGGUCCGCUCAGAACAGUCGGAGAAACAGCAAGCACUUGCCUUGGAACGCAUGCAGAGGUUGGUUGAAGAGAGCAACGUGGUUAACAGAGCCUCGCCGCAACCUACUGAUGAUGAACAAAUGUCAGACAAGACAGAAACACCCAAGAAAGAGGACCACGAUCACGAAGACAAGGCCCCCUCCCCUUACAAAGACCCCCCCACAGAAGACGACAAGGAACUGUCACCCUUGAAAGACCUCUCCAACGGGGUCAAAAGCAAAGAACUCUUGAACAACAAUAAGGACGAAUGUUCCCCGCCGGAUAAUAAGAUUGAUAAGGAUAGUGUGAUGGGGGAUGAUGUGUUGAGUGACCUGGAGAGUGAAGGCACGCAACCAGAGGAGGACGAAGAUAAGAACUUGUCGUCAGAAGAACUAGCGCGGAAGUUGGAGAAGCUCGUGAGACAAUCUGAACAGCAGUUGCAGCAACUUUCGGCGGGGUCGCACGCGCUCAGGGCAACGUGCUAUGGACAGGACAGGUACUGGCGCCGCUACUGGUCUCUGGGUAAAUGCGGCGGCAUCCUGGUGGAGGCCAUGGAGUCAGCGCAGCCGGAGAUCAUGGAGUACCAGCAGUGGCUGCAGGCGGCUAGCGAGCGGGCCGCCUCGCCGCCGCCCCGGAAGAAGAAGAAAGGUCCUCGAGAGAAGAAAGAACCAGCGGCAGAAGAUAAGUCAGAAGAGAACGAAGCCCUGAAGAAGGAGGAGGCUCUGAAGACAGAAAUGGAACUGAAGAGCAUCAAGUCGGAACUAAAUCUGAGUGACCACACCCAGAUCAUUAAGUAUGAACCCAAUGUGAAGCAUGGCGCGAGUAAGGUUGAAGGUUCAAUAAAAAUGGAAGAGAAGUACAUCCAACACAAGCAAACCAAUGAGGAAGAGCUGCUGGACAUAGAAGACUCCAUCCCCACCGCGUUUCUGGUGCAGAAGCCAUCGUUGACUAACUUCACUCAGGACGAGAAGCCUGAGCCUGUCAAGGAGACUGUUAAGACUGAAGAAAAAGAGGAACCAGAAGAAUGCAAAGACGAGCUAGUGAACAACCUUGAAGAGUUACGCAAGAUGGCGGAAGCGGUGUCUUCUCAGCUGGACGCGGCCAAGAAGGCAGAGAUGGAAGUGAAGCAGGAGAAGAUUGAAGAGGAGAAGAAAGAGGUCCUGGAGGUUGAGGCUGCCCAUGAGGCGCUCUACACUAAGAUGCUUGAGGGGAAAUGGUUCUCAAUCCUCCGACACGAGAGUUCGUUCCUGAGUCACGUGAACGACAUGACAGACAAGGGAAACGAGAAAAUGGCCGUGUUCUGUGACAACGAGCACACCUGCUCUGAAGUGGUGCUCUGCCAGGGUCACAAGUGGGACGUGUCCAACAACCUGCACCUCCUGAAUGACCCCAGUCUCUUCACCCUUAACAGCAUGGUCACCAGCGUUCAGGUACCCUCUAAUAACAUCUACCUGGACUCGUCGCUGACGCUGUCGGGGCUCGACCAGGACCUGAUGGACUCCAGCAUGACCCGUGACGUCACCAUGCAGGAUGAGGUCGAGGAGGGCAGUAAGGAACAGGACAAUGACUUAGAAAAAGAAUUGCAAGCGGACGCUCUCAAACACGACGCCGCCCUACAGAAAGCUAAAGCCCACAGUCUCACUAGCCUGGGGCUACUGAACUUCAACGCUCUGUCGACGUACGUAACCUGCGACUCGCCGCCGCCGAUACAGAUGUCGCCCGAGGAGUUGGAGCAGCUGGAGCAUUGCAAGCAGCACGGCAUGCCCAAGAAGGUCGAGGGCAGCUACGUGCCCAAGGAAUUGAGGCACGGCUGGUGGCGAAUAACAGACGCGGACCAACUAAGAGAGCUGAUGGAGGCCCUCCAUCCUCGGGGAGUACGGGAGAGAGAGCUUCACGGCUCGCUUGUGCAGCAUGUGCCCAGCGUUAAUAAUAAGCUGCACAUCGACAAAGGCGACAUCCUAACAACAACCCUGUCAGUGUCCCACUUAGACCGCGUGAUAGCACAAAACGGUGGCUGGGUGGGCGCCGACCACCCCGGCUCCUUCUGUGCGGCCACCGCGCACCGCACCGACAUGCGCGCACUGCACAUGGUCGAGCAACUAGAAGAAAGGGUCGCGGCGGCGUCAAUGCAAGUGAAGGGUUGGCGACCUUCAUCCCUAGCCAUCCCAGAGGACGCGACAGGGCCGGAGAUAGUGGCCCGGGCGAGACAUAAACUGGCCGCGGUCGAGGCACACAUCGAGAGGCGGUACCUAAAACCGCCCCUGGUACAAAGGUAUGCUAGUACCGCUGAAGCCACGCUAGGUGCGGUGUUACAGGGUGAGCACGGGAAUUCAUCGGCCACUUCGCCCCAAAACUCCGAUAACACUACUGAAGGAAAAAUGGACAACAAGGGCAUAGCGCGUGGUCUAGCCACCUGGCGCGAGGCCCUAGCCCGCUGCACCACCAGCGCUCAGCUCGCCAUGCUGCUGCAAGCGCUGGACUCCGCCGUGGCCUGGGACAAGAGCAUCAUGAAGGCUAAUUGCCAAUUCUGCCUGUGCGGUGACAAUGAAGACCAGCUGUUGCUCUGUGACGGCUGUGACAAGGGCUACCACACAUACUGCUUCAAGCCGCGCAUGGACAAGAUACCUGAGGGGGAUUGGUACUGCUGGGAGUGCGUGAACAAGGCCCGCGGCGAGCGCGUGUGCAUCGUGUGCGGCGGCGCCAGCGGCGGCCGCACCAUCCCGUGCGCGCUGUGCGUGCGCGCAUACCACCAGGACUGCCACUACCCGCCGCUGGGGAAGAACCCGCGCGGCAAGUGGUACUGUUCUCACUGCAUUGCGCGUGCGCCGCCUAAGAAACCGCGCAAGAGCAACAAGAGGGACUCCAAACACAAGAACAAUGAUAGUAUGGAGAUGGAUAGCAUGGUGCCAAGUCCGGCGGCGUCCCACGCGUCCACAUCCACCACGGCCGAAGAGUGUUCAGCCAGCGCCAUGCCCACCCCGGAGAAAGCUGAAUCCGACAAGAUGGAUGAAGUGGCAAGCGAGGAGAACAACCUUAACCAUCAUCCUGCGCCCCCGGAGUUCCCGGACGAGGGUCCCCCGGAGAAGCGCCGCGCGCUGCAGCCGGCGGCCGGGGACGGCGCCCCCGAGCCCGCCCCCGCCUCGGCCCCCGCGCCCGCCCCCGAGCCCGCGCCUGCGCCCCGCAAGGACGCUCGCAAGGAAAAGCUCAGCGCCAAGAAGCUGCUCAAGGACCUCACAUUUUGCAAAAACCUACUGUGUGAGAUGGAGUGUCAUGAGCACGCUUGGCCGUUCCUCAUCCCGGUGAACACGAAGCAGUUCCCUCAGUACAAGAAGGUCAUCAAGAGCCCCAUGGACCUCUCCACCAUCAGGAAGAAGCUGCAGGACAACAGCUACAAAUGCAAAGAGGAGUUCGCGACAGACGUCCGGCAGAUAUUCAGCAACUGUGAAGUGUUCAACGAGGACGACAGCCCAGUGGGGCGGGCAGGGCACAACAUGCGACAGUUCUUCGAGGAGCGCUGGACGCAACUGUGACAUGAGGACGACGUGACCAUGUCACGUGACGAAGAUUAAAAAAAAUGAAGAAAAAAUAUGAAAGAAAUCUUUUUCAGACUCGGAAAGGAGGUUAACAAGAUUUAAAAAAAUAUAAAAAAGAUGUAAAAAAUCUUUUUUUUUUUUAUUAUACUCGGAAAAGACUUAUAGAGAAAAAGCAAGAAUGAACAUGUUGUUUUUUUUUUUGAAGAUAAAAAAAAUGAUUUUCUUUUUUAAAUUGUUGGUAGUCCGAAAUGUGGGAAAAAAAGUUUAAUAAUCUUUCUAUAAAAAACACAAACUACCUUAUACGUCCCACUGCUGGGCGCAGGCCUCCCCUUAUGAACGAGUGAUACGGAGCGUACUCUAAAAUUGUGAAUAUGUAUACUUAAAUACACUUAUAUAAACUCACGUUCAUAACACCUACGGAGGUGGACAGACCCUGUCAAGUGCUAAUUUGAGAAGACCAAAAAAAUGACUGUAUAAAAAGCAAUUGAAUUGGCUUGAAACUGAAAAAAAAAAAACAAAUAUAUGGUGAUGAAACAUUAUUAUUCAAAAUGUCAGAAAAAGAACAGAAUUUUAUAUUUAUUUUAUAGGCAAUAAAAAUCGCUCCUUACGUAAUUUGAAUCGAAUUUUCUAAUCUCGAAUCGUAAUUUAUUUACCUCUUUAUAUUUUGUUCUUUUUCUGACAUUUUUUAAUAAUAAGUAUUAAAAAAAAAAACAUUCCAAAAAAAAACUUAACUUUUUAAAGUUAUACCCGGAUUUGAGACAUGUAUAUUCAGAAUCUCGUGAGUUGUACAUGCGAAUGUGAUCCUUAUUGUAAUAGGAAUAGAGCGGCAAACGCACAUUCACUGUUUAGUGUACUUUUUAAUUCUAUUUUUUUAUUAUACCAUAUGUUUUAAAAAAGAAAAAAGAUGGCAAGAAAAUCCUUAAUAUUAUUUAGGUUUUUUAAUAGUUGAAUUAACGUUAUAAUUAAUAGAUUUAUCUCUCAUACAUACACACGUAAUAUCCUUAAUUAUUGCAUAACAUAACCAGCCUAUACACGUCCCACUGCUGAGCACAGUCCUCCCUUCAAUCAACCGGAGGUAUGGAGCAUACUCCACCACGCUGCUCCACCGCGGGUUAGUGGAGGUGUACGGCUAAUAGCCGGGACCAACUACUUAACGCGCCGGAUAAUCAGGUAAUUCAAGCCUGCCAAACAAAGUACAGUCUCCAGACCUCCAGACCCUAUCGCUCUAACCACUAGACCACGGAGGCUGUUACAAUAGCCGGGACCAACGGCUUAACGUGACCUCCGAUGCACGGAAUCAUCUUACUUUUUUUCACAAUCAGGUGAUUCAAGCCCGUACUAUCCUUACCAAACAAAGGACAAAAUAACUGAAGUAUUAUCGAACUAUUAAUUUUUUAAAUUAGAAUAUUGGUUUAUAAUUUUACAACACUUUAUAUACUUAAUCUAGUUAUACUUGCAGCAAUUGGCAGCAUUAUCGCUUAAAGCGAUUUCUUUCAGGCAACGGAAAUACUACUUAAUAAAACGUAUGGUAUUAUAAAAAAAAAACAAUGAUUGUAUUAAAACUUAGACUGUAUAUAGUAGUUCAUAAGAUUAGAAAUAAAACAGAAGUAUUAGAUCGAAAUCUAUUUUAAGUAUAGGUAAAUAGAAUAUUGAAUGUUCUUCGAAUAUUCUUCACGCUACUCCCCCAUUCAGGGUAAGCGGAAUAUAAUAUUUUUUUAAACAUAAUUAUUUGCGAGUAGCAACGAAACAGUAUUUUAAAAUAUUAUUUUUUAUUAUUAUUUGUAUGUAAGUUGCAUUUUUGGAAUUCGGAAGUAGUGACGCUUAUUUUGAGUUGAACAACUAUUUUUCUUUUUUUUUUCUCUCGUAUAACAGUUACAAAAUUAUCAUCGAUAAUUUAAUAACGUUAUAACAAAGAAAAAAAAGAGAAAAAUGUUGUGGAAGACACCACCAAAUAUACAUAGUAAAUGGCUCAAAUUAUUUGGAGCCAAGACAAAAACUUAAAAAUAUAUCUUAAAAAUAUGUAAAAAAUGGGGUUGUUCAACUCAAUAUAAUGUUUAAAUAGUUUCGGUGGCCAGUUGAAAUAUUUCUGUAGUGAUGUCGAGUUUGUAACAAUAUGGGUGUGUAAAAAAUAGUUGUCUAUUCAAAUUUUCGAUGUAGGAGAGAGUAAUUUAUAGUAUUGAAAUCAAGUAAUGUAGUGUAGGGCCUAAUAUUAAUGUACAUUACGAUACAAUUUGAAGUAUUAUUUUUUUAUAUUUACUGAAGGUUGUUUAACAUAUAAAUAAUAGAAAAAAACCUUCUUAAGCAAUAUUACUUCAUAAAAAGAAAAUAUAAUAGGCUACUUGACAACCUAGUCAAAUGAGAUACUUUUUACGAAACGUCAAAACGAAAGUUUUCUCUGGAGUUUGUAUGGAAAUACUGUCCUGUGACGUCAUCAAUAAAAGCGGUCAAACGUCGUACUUCAUCAUCACCAGCCCAUUAACAUCCCACUGCUGGGGCACGGGCCUUCCCUACGGAUGGAUAGGGAGAUCGGGCCUUAAACCAUCACGCGGGCCCAGUGCGGAUUGAUGGUUAUUAACGACUGCUAAUGCAGCCGGGACCAACGGCUUAACGUGCCUUCCGAAGCACGGAGAAGCUCGAGAUGAAAACUUUUUUUUUUGUGGUCACCCAUCCUAUGACCGGCCUUUGCGAAAGUUGCUUAACUUCAACAAUCGCAGGCCGAGCGCGUUUACCGCUGCGCCACCGAGCUCCUCACAAACGUCGUACUUAUUGUUACUUAAUUCGUAAAUAAAAUUCGAAAAUAAGUCGAAAAGUAAAAUGAGAUUGAUUUUCGAUUAUCGUAGACUGGCUUCUAUUUCUAGAUUAGCAUUUUAUAAAUUAUCUUUGACCCAAUCAAAUACCCUAUUAUAUAUAUUUUACGCUUAUUUUUUUCCUUUUUUUGUACUCGCGAAAUAGUUAAAUAUAAAAACAUAAAUAUAAAAGAAAAUACUCCAAAAUGUACCGUAAUGUUUCCGAAAUAAUAUUUAUUUCUUAAAACCGAAAGUUUUAAGAUAUAAAUGUACUUUUCGAUGUUUCACUGUUGUGUAUAAAGGCCUUAGAGCAGAUCCUUGACUUCGACAGUUCUAACUUCUGUCUGACUGUAUGUUUGUAUGUUGAGGUUAGCCGAGGUGACAUUUCAACAUUUUUUUAAAAAUAAACGUCAGAAAUACCUGCCAUUUUUGACAUUGUGUAAAAUUGGACAUCGCCAAAUCGUAAAUGUCAUUUCGAAUUGUAAAAAUUACUACUUAAAAAAUAUCGAAAGGGAUUGUGACAUAUGGUAACUAUAAUUAAUUGUGUAUUUUGUUUUUUUUUGUUCCGAAUAAAUAGUGAUGAUAUUUUUAAGGAAAACUCCAGAUAAAAAAGAAUGUUCAUACAAAUAAAAUAAUAUUAGUAUUUUAUUUUACAUUUCGUAACAAAACUUUUUUUUAAACAGAUCCCAGUUGUGACAUAAAAAAAAGAAAUAAGAUACUUAACAA